This is a messenger RNA of Aspergillus saccharolyticus JOP 1030-1, 3477 nucleotides long. Its product is annotated as guanine nucleotide exchange factor. The record is from RefSeq and is a predicted model, not a curated record. The transcript has 2 exons. Lineage: Eukaryota; Fungi; Ascomycota; Eurotiomycetes; Eurotiales; Aspergillaceae. Gene Ontology annotation, biological process: Ras protein signal transduction; positive regulation of GTPase activity. Bases 1 to 3477 code for a protein of 1158 amino acids. Gene Ontology annotation, cellular component: plasma membrane. Gene Ontology annotation, molecular function: guanyl-nucleotide exchange factor activity; protein binding.
AUGGAAACGACAAAACGACACAUCGCGCCCCUCAAAAUUGAGAAAGGGCACUCUACCUUUCUUUUGAACCGCUCCUAUUCUUCUCAGCAUCACCUCGAAAUGAGCCCUCCUCUUACGCCCUACAGUGGUGGAGAAGACAGCUCAGAGAAACCGAGAAACAUCUUUCAUAAUUAUCUUCGCGCAUUCUAUCCUUACCACCCGUCCGGCAAUGUGUCUCCAUCAACUGUUACCCUCCCCUUGGAUCAGGGCGAUAUAAUCCUUGUACACUCCGUUCACACCAAUGGCUGGGCCGAUGGCACCCUGUUAGAUACAGGCGCGCGGGGCUGGUUACCCACGAACUACUGCGAAGCAUAUGAUCAACAACAAAUGCGCCCGCUGCUCAAGGCGUUGACGGAUUUCUGGGAUAUCAUCCGGGGCGGGUGUGGGUUCACUGUGAAUGAGACUGGUAAUCAGGAUCUCGUGAGAGGCUUGAUAGCCGGUGUUCGCUAUCUCCUGCAAAAAUCCGAGUGCCUCACCCGUGACUGCAAGCUGGUGACCAACCAUGACGGAUUGCGCAGGAACCGGAAGGGCUUGUUGGCGGACCUGUCGUCCCUAGUCCGGACAACUAAGAAGUUUCAAGAACUUGCGAACAAGGACGCCAUGCAGGACGAUAUCGACUACUUAGUGGAUGAGAUGCUGCUCAAGGCUUUCCGUAUAGUGACUCGCGGAGUCCGCUUCCUCGACGUAUGGAAUGAAGAAGUCGGAUUGACUAGAACAAUCGCCGAAAUGGAGCAACAAUCAGCACGCUACGACCUUUCAUCGCCAGGCCCCCACGAGACGUACUCGGUAACGGAGAAUGCUCAUUCAGAGGCGGAGACUGAGCGGAAUGAGUCGAGAUUACUCAACCGCAGUCGAUUGGAUAUGAGCCGAGCAUCCAACCACAUGGAUGAUGCGCUACCGGCGCGUUCUGUGUCGGUGACCACCAAACGGAUAUCCAUAUCCCACCGAGUGUCCUACUCAGGUCCCGCUACCGCAGUCCGGAACCUCAACUUAGCAUCCGAACGACUGAGUUCGUCAUACGAUGCCUUCCUUGGCGUGUUGGGUUCAUUUAUUGGCCUGCACCUUCAGUCUCGAUCUUCCACCGAACUAGUGGUGACCACGGAGCAGUCCGUGCGCUCCUGUCGGGCUUUACUGACCGUCAUUGAGGCCGCUUGUGAGCAUGACCCACAGGGCAGUGAGUUGCUGGAGCAGGCCAGAGACGCUAUGUACGAGCGGCUUUCUGAAUUGGUCUACGCUGCGCGGGACGCCUUUCGCCCAGCUCACUCCCCCGACGACGAACUAGUGUUUUUGCCCGAUGAGGGGAAGCGCUUGGUGGAUGCCGCCACGGACUGUGUCCGCGCGGCGGGGAAUUGCCUGGCCAAAGCGCGCCUCAUGCUGGAGCAAUGUGGCGACUUUGAACUCGAGGCCAUGCCCCAGGAUGCGGCCCCUGCGGCGAUAGUGCUACCUGUCUUGAACCUGACCCCGCAACCGCCGCAGACAGGCACGUUCGACAGCGACUCAAUCCGCCCACAGGAUGUCUCACUUCGAUUACCCCCUCCGCCUCUGCAAAUUCCCAUCUCGACCAACGCUGGUUACUCCUCCUCCUCUCCCCCAGCACUCACGGAUGACAGCACACCUUCUUCUUCUUUCCAAUCGCGAGGUGGGGCGAGCACCCCGGCUGCCGCUGAUACCGAAACUUCUUCAUUCCAGCCUACAAAUAUUCUUUCGUCGAGCUUGGACAAGAUCUCGUUCUCUCGCCCUGACAUGCAACCAUUCGAUGAUCGGAACAGUCAACCCAAGUGCGAAGCACGCGACUCAAUUGGCCGCGGAGUCAUGAGCAAUGGAAGCAGCUUCACAUUCAAUAGCCGUCUUCGGGACUCGGAAAUGAGUGGUGUCUCACAAACAUCAACACGAGCGACGUCGCCAGAGAUAGGAAACAGCUAUCAAAUUCCUUACUUGAGAGGCAGUGUGAGCCAUUCCACAUUGGCGGAGGAGCAUGAAGAAACCGAGGCCAACGUCCUUGAGCGAACCUACGCCCACGAGCUGAUUUUCAAGGACGGCCAGGUGAUGGGGGGUAGCCUUCGUGCCCUGGUCGAAAAGCUCACGGCUCAUCAGUCGACCCCGAAUGCCACAUUUGUUUCGACCUUUUACCUUACUUUCCGCUUGUUCGCGACCCCUUCCGAAUUCGCCGAAACCUUGGUCGAUCGGUUCAACUACAUCGGUGACACACCCCACGCCGCGGGUCCCGUUCGUCUUCGUGUAUACAACGUCUUCAAAGGCUGGCUCGAGUCCCACUGGCGACAUGACUGUGACAACGUUGCACUCGAUUAUAUCAUUGGUUUUGCCAAUACGAACCUUAGGUAUAACCUGCCUACUGCCAGCAAGCGCCUCCUGGAACUUGCGGAGAAAGUCUCAAUGGUUCAUGGUCCGGUUGUGCCGCGUCUCGUUUCCUCGAUGGGCAAAACUAAUACUGCAACUGCGCAAUAUGUCCAUCCAGAUACCCCUCUUCCCCCACCCAUACUGGGGAAGAAGGAGCUGGGUCUACUGAAACAAUGGAAGAAUGGAGACAACAAUAUUUCAAUUCUGGAUUUUGACCCGUUAGAACUCGCUCGCCAGUUUACGAUCAAAGAAUCGCGAAUAUUCUGUGCCAUCCUUCCUGAGGAGUUGCUUGCAACUGAGUGGAUGAAGAAGUCUGCUUCGCUGGCGGUCAAUGUUCGCGCCAUGUCGACCUUAUCGACAGAUCUGGCGCACCUCGUCGCUGACUCCAUCCUCUUGCUUGAAGAACCGAAGAAGCGUGCGGCUAUCAUCAAGCAUUGGGUCAAGAUUGCCAACAAGUGUCUGGAGUUAAACAACUACGACUCUUUGAUGGCUAUCAUUUGCUCGUUGGAUUCAUCAAUGAUUUCUCGUCUUAAGCGGACAUGGGAGGUUGUGUCUCAGAAGACGAAAAACACUCUCGAAUCUCUCCGGGGGAUAGUCGACGUCUCGCGUAACUACGCUGUUCUUCGACAGCGUCUGCAAAACCAUGUGCCACCUUGCUUACCGUUUGUCGGCACCUAUCUGACCGACCUGACGUUUGUUGACCAUGGCAACCAGCCCCUCCGUUCUCUACCCACGGACGAUGGAGAAAUGGCUGUGAUAAACUUUGAUAAGCAUAUGAAGACGGCGAAGAUCAUUAGCGAACUACAGCGCUUCCAGAUCCCUUACCGCCUGAUGGAAGUCCCAGAAUUGCAGGCAUGGAUGCAAAACGAGCUGGUCCGGGUGCGAUCCAACGGGGAGAAAAGCUUACAGACAUUCUAUCGUCGGUCGCUCAUCCUCGAACCCCGUGAGGCACCUCAACAGCAACGUACGUUACAAACGGAGUCCAGUUCCUCUUCGAUUCUUGAAAACGCCAAGGACAAAUUUGAAUUCCUGUCGUGGACACAUCCGUCAAAAAACAAAUCCGUUGCAACAAAUGGCUAA